AUGGAGGAUGCCAGACCCCGCAUCAAGGUGAUCGAUCCGGUGGUGAAUGCUGAUGGGGCGAGAUUUCUUUUCAAGCACUAUGAGCCGACUAGCACCACUGUUUCGGAGGAGGCGGCGGACAGUGGCAUUGGGGACGACGACUUGUCGGCUGUGAAGAACACGGGGCGUCUGGAGGAAUUGGCAAAGGGGGUGCCGCGGACCAUUUCGAGCUCCAUCACGCUCUACGAUUACCAAGUGCUGGGUGUGGGGUGGAUCAUUUCUCUGUACGAGCAGCGGCAGGGCGGCAUCCUGGCGUUCGAUAUGGGACUAGGGAAGACCGUGCAGGUGCUGUGCGCACUUCGCUUAAUAGCGCAAAAAAUCGACCGUACGACCCAACACCUUUCCCGGACUGGGGUUCAGCUUUCGUUCGAUCUGGUCGCAAACAAUGGGCUAAAAACAGCGUCUCAAGACAGCUCCUGCGCUCAAGACAGCUCCUGCGCUCAAGACAGCUCCUGCGCUCAAGACAGCUCCUGCGCUCAAGACAGCUCCUGCGCUCAAGACAGCUCCUGCGCUCAAGACAGCUCCUGCGCUCAAGACAGCUCCUGCGCUCAAGACAGCUCCUGCGCACAAGGCAAUACGGCCGCACCGGCCAAGGCGCAGGGCAAGCCAAAACGGCCACUGCGACGGCGGUACUUCGUGGACUCCGACGAGGAGGAGGAAGAGGCAGCGCACACCUCAGCGAAGCAGACGGCUAUGGGCGGACCUCCCGACUUCGGUUCUCCUGACUCUCAGUCGCCCCACUGUCGGUCACCACAUCCCCGGUCGCCAUCAUCAAGAUCUUCUCGGUCUGUUUCCGACAACGCGUUAUUUGGCUCGUCUGAUAAUCCUUCUGACCACUCUUAUGAUCACUCGCAUGACCACUCAUCACACUAUCCCGCUGAUCCGAUGGCGGAACCGCGGGCGGACUCGGGAUCCAGGGACGGGUUGCGAGUGCUGCUGUUGUGUGGCGCUUCAAUGUUGGACAGCUGGGAACAUCACAUGCGCGGGAUCCUGCAAGCUAACUGGUUGAUCUGUCGGUACCAUGGUGGUGGGAAGACGGAAGCGUGGGAGGCCUUUGUUCGUGUUGAAGAGGGAGAUCGGGACCGGGCUCGGGACCGGCCGGUGCAUCGUUUAUUGUUGACGACGUACGACACAUACCGCGCGAAGAGCGACUUAUUCACGGCGAAUCGGUUCUGGGACAUGUUCGUGGCUGACGAGGCGCAGGCGUUCAAGAACCGAAGCUCGUUGCUGUUCAAAGCGGUGGUGAAACUGAAGUCGCGUUCCAAGGCUCUGCUAACUGCGACCCCUAUCAUGAACCAGUACGCAGAACUCUGGGCGCUCCUGACGGUGAUUGAUCCCGGUAUCCUGGGCCCCUACGAAGCCUUCGUCAAGCGCUACGGACCCAUACUGAACUACAAGGGCAGCGGAAGUACCAGCUCCCAGGGCGGUAGAAAGGACAGCAGCUCCAUUCUGGCUGAGUUCCGACGGCGGGUUUUACCUUAUAUUUUCCGUAAGGCGAAAAUCCAUCAAGACUCCGCCACGGCCUUGCAGGCCCUGGAAGCCUCGGAGGGCGCUGUCCCGAGAAAUGCCGCCACGAGAAAUGCAGUCGUGGGGGGCGAGGUGGGAAUUGAACCCGGGACUUCGGCUUCCGAAGACGCCUCGCCUGUGCUGCCCGGCCUCGUAAACGUGGUGGCGAUGUUCGAAUUGUCACCGUUACAGUGGGACAUUUACUCUCACUACCGAAAAUUCAAGAGCUUCGGAGACCUACAAAAGGCCAUGAUCAACAUCGCCUACUUGUCUCGUCUCUGUCUUCACCCAAAAUGUUCCCUACCCGUCUUCUGGCGGGAGCUGGCUAUGUGCGGAGACGAUCUAGCUGGCGACGACCUGAAUGGGAGGGACGACCUGGGCGGGCGCGGCGACCUGGGUGGGGGUGAUAACCUGAAUGAGAGGGAAGAUCUUGUCACAGACCCGGUUUCAGAAACUGGCGCGGAGGCCGAGUUGGAUUUGUUGGCGCGCGUGGAGUGUCUGAUGACGGCUGAGGAAAUGCGACGGGCGUGUCCGAAGCUGCAGUUCCUAUGGACGUUUCUGGAAGGGCUGUUAGUCACGGAGCACUCGGUGUUGUUCUUUUCUAAAUAUCGACGUAUGCUGCAGCUCGUGGAACAGACGGUAUUGCAGCCGCUCCUACGAAGAUGGUCGGACCAAGAGAAAGGGUGGGGCCAAGGGGGUUCGGACCCAGGGGGUUCGGACACAGGGGGUUCGGACACAGGGGGAGGGGGGUCGGACCCAGGGCCAAGGUGGCGCUGGGUGCGUCUGGACGGGACGAUGGGUCCGGAAGAGAAGCAGCGUGCCGUGACGGCGUUUAACGGUGACCCGUCGUGUCGGGUGAUGUUGUUGACAACUCGGGCCGGUGGCACUGGACUAACGCUGACUAAAGCGAAUCGUGUGGUAGUAUUGGACCCGUCAUGGUGCAGUACGGAUGAUGAACAGGCAAUCGGCCGAGCGCACCGCAUUGGCCAGACACGGCAUGUAGUCGCCUACCGACUCCUUUAUGCAGGCACCAUCGAGGAAAACAUCUUCCAUUACCAGCUGCAUAAAACAAAGCUGAUUAAUAAUGUCUUCAAAGAAGUUCAUAUACAACACCGACUCUCUCACGCAGAUCUCAAAAACCUAUUCCGAUUAAAGCGCCCUCAAGACAGCACCCUCAUCGCCAUGUUCAAGCAAACUCUAACAGCUGACCAAGUUGACCUACUGCUACGCGCUAUCAGCAAAGACCUAAAACCGGAGACCGACUCAGUACCAAGCAAUAUACCUACUAGGCUGCACGCUCUCGGGUUCUACCCUUUGGAUGACGUCUUGGCCAAGAAACAUUCUCGCUAG
Molecule: messenger RNA, 2895 nt
Organism: Gregarina niphandrodes
Lineage: Eukaryota; Apicomplexa; Conoidasida; Eugregarinorida; Gregarinidae
Product: SNF2 family amine-terminal domain protein
Exons: 2
Coding region: 1-2895 (964 amino acids)
Molecular function (GO): ATP-dependent chromatin remodeler activity; ATP binding
Source: RefSeq, a predicted model, not a curated record